UUCCCCGAUUGUAGUCCGACACUUCGCCGAUAUCUCACUCGGCAUCUCCCCAUCCUCCGCUUGCAAGUUUCCCCUUGGUACAUCAUCUCGCAUUGUGCAUUGUGCAUUUGCCCAGUUUCCUGACGACUGAACCCCUCCCCCUCGCCCUCCACUUCCCCCUCCCCCCAGUUGCGACUCUGUUACCAAAUCGACAAUCUAUUCCUGCAACACCUACCUUGCUUUACUAUCCGCCCAGGUACUCCGUACCCCGUACCUAGAAAUCCCCCCCUCUGAACUCGCCCACCUGUCGACUCUCUUCGAGCACCGAGUUACGAAAUACAAUACUCCUUGUGGAUACGGGGCCCGCGUCACGCAGAAGUCAGAAACUGGAGAGGGAAAAAGUAUCCGUGUCUUCGCCAAGUCCCUCCCCCCCUCACCCCGACUUGGAUUGAACCCCGGAGCGUCCGAGUCAAAAAGAAGAAGAAAAAAAAAAACACAUCAAACAAGCCCGCAUCUGCAGGUACAUUUCCUGCAGCAACGGAAGCUGCAACGCAAACCAAAUAAACCGCAACGCCUCGAGACGAGACCCUCGGCGACAUACAACCGUUAGACCCAGCUACAUCCUACAUCCUACCUGCCUCGGUAUUCGUACACAUACCUGCUUGCUAUCGGCUCCCUGCUACCAAACCAACCCAGGUAAGCAGCCCACACUGCACACUGUGAUACACACUAUUAUAGUACCUACGGAUGCUCCCCCCUCCCUGUUCCCUGGCUUCAGUGGCAUCCUAGCGGGAGCCCGUUCGAUGGAGGCGCAUGUCCGCUGCGGGCAGACGGGUUGGCGCCUGUAAUCGCAAAGCCUCCCAUUCGCCCGUCUAACCCCGUCGUACCACUCUUGAUGUGAUGCCAUAAUAGUAACCGCCCCCAGACGGACACAGACAAAACAGACCACACCCUACCGGUACCACUGACCACCACCACCGACCACCGCCGCCGCCGCCGCCGCCGCCGCCGUCAGCCGUCAGCCGUCACACCGAGACCCUUUAUUAUUGCACUGGCCCUCCUUGACUCUUCCCUGCCUCUCUCCCUCACGAAAGGGAAGCUCCGACACUGAAAAUGCCCGGUGACUCCUCCUCAGCAUCCUCUUCUACUUCUUCCUCUCCCCAGACCAACUCAACCCUCUCGAGAAUACGCAACAUUGCAUCACACAUCAUGGCGCCCGUCGCAGCAACAAGUUUCCCCGCCGACACGGUGCCCCAAGCUCCCGAGGACCCCCUCUUUGGCUUGAUGGCUGCCUACCGUGCCGAUGAGAGCAAGGACAAGGUCGACCUGGGCAUUGGAGCGUACCGCGAUGACAAUGCGAAGCCUUGGGUGCUACCCGUCGUCAAGAAGGCCGACGAGAUCCUUCGCAACGACCCCGAACUCAACCACGAAUAUGCUCCCAUCGCCGGUAUUCCUGCCUUCACCGGCAAGGCCAACGAGCUGAUGCUCGGCGCCGACUCGCCCGCCAUCCGCGAGAAGCGCACCACCUCGGUCCAGACCAUCUCCGGCACCGGCGCCGUCCACCUCGGCGCCCUCUUCCUCGCAAAGUUCUACAAGGGCAACCGCACCAUCUACAUCUCCAACCCCACCUGGGCCAACCACAACCAAAUCUUCGGCAACGUCGGCCUGCCCAUCGCCCAGUACCCCUACUUCUCUAAGCAGACAAAGGGCCUCGACUUUGACGGCCUCAAGGCCGCUCUCUCCGGCGCCCCCGAACGCUCCGUCAUCCUCCUCCACGCCUGUGCCCACAACCCCACCGGCGUCGACCCGACCCGCGACCAGUGGAAGGAGAUUGCCGCCCUGAUGCGCCAGAAGAACCACUUCCCCUUCUUCGACUGCGCCUACCAGGGCUUCGCCUCUGGCAACCUCGCCCAGGACGCCUGGGCCGUCCGCUACUUCAUCGAGCAGGGCUUUGAGCUGCUCAUCGCCCAGAGCUUCGCAAAGAACUUUGGCCUUUACGGCGAGCGCGCCGGCUGCUUCCACUUCGUCACCGCCCCCGCCGCCGACGCGCCCCAGACCACUUCCCGCAUCGCCUCCCAGCUCGCCAUCCUGCAGCGCUCGGAGAUCUCCAAUCCGCCCCUUUACGGCGCCCGCGUCGCCGCCACCGUGCUCAACUCCCCUGAGCUGUUUGCCGAGUGGGAGGAAAAUCUGCGCACCAUGUCCGGCCGCAUCAUUGAGAUGCGCAAGGUCCUGCGAGCCAAGCUUGAAGAGCUCGGUACCCCGGGCACCUGGAACCACAUCACCGACCAGAUCGGCAUGUUCAGCUUCACUGGUCUGUCCGAGGCCCAGGUGCUGAAAUUGCGCUCCGACGCCCACGUCUACAUGACCAAGAACGGUCGCAUCAGCAUGGCUGGUCUCAACACGAGAAAUGUCGAAUAUUUUGCCAAGGCUGUGGACAAGGUCGUCCGCGAGUCGCAGUAAACAAAACAAAAGGGGCUCUGGUUGGACGUUUCGGCAUGAAUUGUAAAUGUGACGAGUUCCGAGCGUCUAAAUGCUGCUCAAUGGGAUAGGCCCCGGGACUGUGAUGUCCCGGCAACGAUGAAUGGUUACCGCACCUCAAGGAUGAUGGGCGACGUGCGGCAGGAAACGGAAAAAAAGGAUUCUAGAUUUCCCUGCUCUGGAGUAAUCAACCAGCUCUUGUACUUUGCGCGCGACGCUUUGCAGCCCGUCUGAUCCCUCGUUUGAUGUACCGAGUGCUUAACUGCACACAACUUACAUGAUGGCGUCGCGAAGGAUGAUGUCUACUUCCUGCUGGUGGAAAGGAGCGCCGUCGCAUCUAUCUCCAUCUUGUACUACCCGCCGAUCUACUUACCGACCACCGGGGACUCUUCGAAGAGGGGUUCUUGGGUGUCUAUGAGGCAGAGACCACUUGGGGGUCGGACUGAACAGAGCCGGCAUGGGUGUAUCCAACGGAAAGCAUGUUGCGUACGCACCAUUGUGAAUGUGUUGUCGGGUGGUGGAUGACGGCGAUGGGGCUUGGGUUAAACCCUUCUCCCUCCUAGCUGUGUACCACGGGUGUUUCGAGUCACCGGGUCGACGAGCGAAACUCCCCCGCCGGGGGGUCGACUCCGGAGACGCCCGUGCCAGACACCCCACCCUCUUGUCCGGGCCGCUGCUUCUCUGACCUUGACCUGAACAUGUCUUGCGUCCGAGUCGGGAUUGCCAAGUCUUUUUUCGGACGGUGUGUCACGUAAUAGUGCUGACCCGGGACGAAAACGAAAGGAAAAGAGCCCCUUGCCUUGGCUUCCCUUUCCGUCGUUGGUCUUCGUCGUUGUCGGGGCGUGUCUUUCGGCCGUCGGGUGUCGUCGGUGGCGUCGACAAGAUCCUUCGUACCCACUCCUCGGCUGCCCCCCCUCAUUAGGCCGUUCUCACGAGGAGUCAGUCAAGAGAGAGGAGGAGGUAAGGGAUUC
This is a messenger RNA of Colletotrichum destructivum, 3428 nucleotides long. RefSeq lists its product as uncharacterized. The record is from RefSeq and is a predicted model, not a curated record. Gene Ontology annotation, biological process: L-aspartate biosynthetic process. Gene Ontology annotation, molecular function: L-aspartate:2-oxoglutarate transaminase activity; pyridoxal phosphate binding. The coding region runs from base 1093 to 2439 and encodes 448 amino acids. NCBI's taxonomy places the organism in Eukaryota, Fungi, Ascomycota, Sordariomycetes, Glomerellales, Glomerellaceae. The transcript is spliced from 3 exons. Gene Ontology annotation, cellular component: cytosol.